AUGCAUCUCAGCCUCUCACUCAUCGCUAUACUCGUUCAUCUCAUGGCCCACUUGCCACUGGCCAGUGCUGCUGACCCCAACCCCAUCCCCUACUUUGCCUUCUCAGACAUUGGCACCUUCAAUCUGUCGAGCCUGAACGCCUCCGAUGCACGGAACUCGGCUAUCCUUACUCGUCAGGAGGCUGAGCUUUUGCCUAAUCGUACCAGGCAGCUUCGACAUGGUUCAUACCUACGCAAAUUGGCCAAAGGGAAAGACAUCUACUUCACUACCAAGGCGAAUGGCACCGAGCACGAUAUUACUUCCUUCUUAUACCAUUUCGGUAUAUCUGGGGUAAUGAUUAUUAAGGAUGGGAAGAUCCGUCUUGAGAGAUACCAGUACGGUAAUGAGCCUUCAUUCCGGAACCAGAUUCAGUCUUGCACAAAGUCUUUCAUCACAACCUCAAUGGGUAUCGCAAUCGCCCAGAACAAGAUUUCCCUCAAUGAUCCUGUAUCGAAAUGGAUCCCUGAGCUUGCCAAGUCUCCAUGGGGGCCGGUCCACAUUCGAAACUUGAUUGACAUGACAUCGGGUGUCGAAGAGCCCAACUCCACCCACAACCCGGACUUGUUCAAUGACGUAUACCCACGGACGGACCCUGACGCUGUCAUCAAGUGGUUUAAGACCUUCGACAAGGUGGCGGAGCCUGGCAAGGUGUUCAAUUACUACAACCCCAAUUACUAUGUUGCUUCGCUCUCGCUUACUCGAGCCAUCGGGGAGCCUUUGCAGAACUGGGUCACCAAGAAUAUCUGGGAACCAGCCGGCAUGCAGUACGACGGCUACAUGCGAGUCACGGGAGCCGGCCAAGUCGACGGUCACGGAGGAUUGGCACUGACAUUGCCCGACAUGGCUCGCUAUGGAAUGUUCAUCCUUGACGCAUUCAAUGGUAAUGGCGGUCCCCGGGUUCCCAAGCAAUGGUUCUAUGAUAUCUCGACUGCAAGUACUAGCAAGGGGAUUCGUGGGCCUGGUGCCAUCGACAUUGUGCCUGGAUUUGGGUAUCAAACAGGCUGGUGGACCACUCCCCGGGGAGCCAAGAAAUACCAGCUUGGCGACGAUGGCGGCUUUGCUGCGCUUGGCACGUACGACCAGGCCGUCUACGUUAUUCCCGGCAUCAACACCACAAUCGUGCUACAGUCCGAUAACCCCGUCCACUACCCUAAUCUGUUUUACUUUGGACAACAGUUUGCCACAGCUGCAAGUCUUGCUUUGAGACAGGAACGCUACUAG
Fusarium redolens is the source of this 1260-nucleotide messenger RNA. RefSeq names its product beta-lactamase/transpeptidase-like protein. The record is from RefSeq and is a predicted model, not a curated record. Lineage: Eukaryota; Fungi; Ascomycota; Sordariomycetes; Hypocreales; Nectriaceae. The coding region runs from base 1 to 1260 and encodes 419 amino acids. The transcript has a single exon.